Molecule: messenger RNA, 2155 nt
Organism: Halteromyces radiatus
Lineage: Eukaryota; Fungi; Mucoromycota; Mucoromycetes; Mucorales; Cunninghamellaceae
Product: WD40-repeat-containing domain protein
Exons: 3
Coding region: 110-1837 (575 amino acids)
Molecular function (GO): protein binding
Source: RefSeq, a predicted model, not a curated record
UUUUCCUUUUCUUUCCUUUCUUUCUCUCUUUAUUAAAUUGUAUAUAUAUAUUCUUUCCUUUUUAUUUUUUAUUUUUUUAUUUUAUCAAUACUAGUCUUUCUAUAAUAGAAUGUCAACAACAUCUAAUGAUGGAAGAUGUUAUCGACAUCGAAAAGAUCUUGUUAACAAUAGAGCCGAAGUUCUUUUUGAGUUAUCUUUGGAUAAAGUAUCUACAGUAGAUCGUGCUGCCAUUACUCAUAUUUGGUCACUCUUCUCUUCUGCACCAAAGAAACAACGCGACUUGAUCUUGAAAGGUAUUCUCUCUGUUUGUUGUAUGCCUCAACUCUCUUUUAUCUAUGAAACAUUACAACCUUUACUUAGAAUUGAUUUUGUAGCAAUAUUACCAAGACAUGUGAACUUUCAAAUAUUUAGUUAUCUUGAUGCUACUUCUUUAUGUUAUGCUGCUCAAGUCUCUCAUUCUUGGAAAUCAAUUGCUGAUGAUGAACGUCUUUGGUUUAUGAUGUGUGAUCAACAUACUGGAAAGAAAUGUGCAAAAUGUGGAUGGGGUUUAUCCAACAAGCUUCAAACAGCUUUAUCAUCUUCUUUAAACAAAGGUAUUACUCUCCAACAACAACAACAACAACAAGAAUCAAUCUUAUCUGCUAUGACCACUUUACGAUCCACGACAAUGACAUCAGUAAAGAAACCUUAUACACCCAUAUCAUCAUCAAGAAAAAGAAAACUUUCUUUGGUCUUCUCUCCUUCUUUUAUCAGUUUGUUCCCGAAAAAGAAAAUAUUAUCAUCAUCAUCAACCACCUCUUUUACCGAAUCAUUGAAUACCGACAUCGAUCCUUUACUCAACCAACGACAUGAUAAUUUCAACAUUUGGAAAUCAAUUUAUCGUGAACGUAUGUUAGUAGAACAGAAUUGGCGACAAAAUCGAUUUAUUCAGCGGGAACUAUGUGGACCGAAGAAUGGCGUGAUCUGCAUUCAAGUUUGCGACGAUCUUCAAGUGAUUAUGAUUGGAUACGAUGACAAAACAAUUCAUGUUUAUGAUACCACUCAACAACAACAACAACAGCAUAAUAUACCAACAACAAUUAUGAAAAUGGAAUCAAUGAUACACUGUUUUCAGUUUGAUGAAGCCAAAUUGAUUGUUGGUGAAUUAGAUCAUUCAAUUAGUAUUUGGGAUUGGCGUCAAGGCAUAAGAAUUCGUAGGUUGCAAGGUCACACAGACGCCAUUGUUACUCUUCAUUUUAAUUCCCGCAACAUUCUCGCCACCGGUUCCUUGGAUCACACCAUUCGGAUAUGGGAUUUUCAACAAAGUCAAAGUUAUGUUUUACUUGGUCAUGACACAGCCAUUCGAUCUCUUGUAUUACUCCAACAUCAAUCACAACAAUUAUUAGCCUCUGCAGGGGAUGAUGCUUCUAUCCGUAUAUGGGAUUUGACAACACAACAAUGUAUUCGAUGCUUGACAGGUCAUCAUGGCGGCGUUCGGAAAAUCGUUCCCGUACCCUCAUCAAGUCAAUUAUUGAAAAACAACAGCCAUCCACUUAUUCUAUCAUGUUCCACUGACAAUACUAUACGCUUAUGGGAUAUCAUCACAGGUCAAUGUCUUCGUACAAUGUUUGGUCAUAUGGACCAUGUUACUAGCCUAGCAUGCGAUCCAUUUCGUAUUGUGACUGGAUCAAAAGACAAGUCUUUACGUAUAUGGUCUUUGGAUACUGGUGAACUUCAACAUGUAUUCCAUUCUCAAAGUCCUGUCAAUGCUGUGGCCCUUUCCUCUUCUGGUAUUCUUUCUGCAUUUGGUGGGUCUGGUUGUAUUUGGGACUAUAGUACUACUAUCAAUUCAAGAUGAUUUGCUGCUUGGAAUUAAAAAAUUGCAUUGCGUGAUUGAUUGACCGAAUAUCGUUUGGAUUAUGCCAUUUCUUUUCUUCCAAUCAAAAGAUAGACGUCCCCCUCUCCUUUCCCCCCCCUUUUUUUUUAUCACUCUAUUUUUAUACCCAGCAUUUAUAUAUACACUUAUUAUUCAUCCGUUUUCUCCAGUUAGUUGUAGUUUAUAUUGCUUAUUUUACCCUAUUUUAUACUAGAUAAUCUGUUACACACAUAUACAAUUAUCCCUCUAUUCGAAUAAAUCGUUGUUCAAAUAUCAUUAUUUCUUUCUUUCUCUCUUUUU